Molecule: messenger RNA, 1551 nt
Organism: Hyla sarda
Lineage: Eukaryota; Metazoa; Chordata; Amphibia; Anura; Hylidae
Gene: CD36
Product: CD36 molecule
Exons: 13
Coding region: 1-1434 (477 amino acids)
Biological process (GO): amyloid-beta clearance by cellular catabolic process; long-chain fatty acid import into cell; lipoprotein transport
Cellular component (GO): cytoplasm; caveola; cell surface
Molecular function (GO): low-density lipoprotein particle binding; low-density lipoprotein particle receptor activity; scavenger receptor activity
Source: RefSeq, a predicted model, not a curated record
AUGUGCUGCAAUACAAAAUGCUGGCUGAUAGCGGGAUCUGUUAUUGGGGGACUGUUGGCCAUACUUGGAGGGAUCCUAAUACCUGUUGGAGAUAUAGUUAUCAAAGGUGAAAUAGACAAGGAAGCUGUAAUUGAAGAAGGAACUAUUGCCUAUGACAACUGGAUAGUGCCCGGAAGCUCUGUCUAUAGGCAGUUCUGGAUCUAUCAGGUUUUAAACCCAGAUGACAUCAUAAAUGGAGGAAAGCCUAAGUUACAGCAAAAGGGACCUUAUACAUAUUUGGUUCGAUACGCACCAAAGUAUAAUGUGACACAAAACAAUAACAACACAGUGACUUUUUAUCAGCCAAAUGUGGCCGCAUUUCAGAGAGAUAUGUCAAUUGGACCUGAUAGCGAUACUUAUACAGUCCUGAAUCUUGCUGUUGCUGCUGCCCCUGGUAUGAUUUCAAAUGUAUUUCUGAGCAUUGUCAAUCAAGCAAUUAAAUCAUCAAACUCAUCGUUGUUUCAAACAAGAAGUGUCAAAGAGGUCCUGUGGGGCUACAGGGAUCCCUUCUUGGAGCAAAUUCCAGAUUUUAUUAUAAAAGAUAAAAUGACUGGAGUAUUCUAUCCGUACAACGAAACUAAUGAUGGCCCUUAUGUUGUAUAUAAUGGAAAGGAUGACAUCAGUAAAGUUGCCAAGAUUACCAGAUACAAUAGAGAAAGCACACUUUCUUACUGGAACGAUGACUACUGUGAUAUGAUAAAUGGUACAGAUGCAGCUUCAUUCCCCCCAUUUGUGGACAAAAAUGCUCCUCUCUAUUUCUUUUCAUCAGAAAUCUGCAGAUCAAUAUAUGCGGUAUUUGAAAAAGAAUAUACAUUGGAAGGAAUUAAACUAUCUCGAUUUGUGUUGCCAAAAUUUGCUCUGGCCUCUCCAUAUGACAAUCCAGACAACCACUGCUUCUGCAAAGAUCAGCUCAUUUCUAGAAAUUGUAAUGCUUCUGGAGUGCUGGAUCUUCGAGCCUGCCAAGGUGGAAAGCCCAUAUUCCUUUCAUUACCUCAUUUCCUGUACGCAAGUGAAUUUCUUUUAGAAUCUCUUGAUGGCUUGAGCCCUAAUGUAGAAGAGCAUCAAACUUAUGUAGACGUGGAACCGACUACUGGCUUUACUAUGCAUUUUGCUAAAAGAUUGCAGGUCAAUGUUUACUUUAACCGCACCAGUAAAAUAGACGUUCUGUCAAACCUGCUGUCAGAAUUUAUGUUUCCUGUAGUAUGGUUAAAUGAGACUGCAACAAUUGGUAAAGAUAAAGCAAAUGAAUUUAAAUCCAGCGUAACUACUCCAAUGAAUGCAUUAGGGAUCAUUCAGAUCGUGUUUAUUUGCCUUGGAAUUGUCUUAUUCCUUUCAUGCUCCAUAACACUUUGUGUCAGAAGCAGAAAGGAGAGACGCAAUGGGAAGAAAGUAUAAAGGGAAGCCAAUAAUGCGGAAAUGACGAAAAACUAACACUAUGAAAACAAACUUCACAGAAGACAGAUUUCAGUGGAAGAAGUAAAAAGAAAUAUAAACCACAUAAUACAAAUACAU